UCAUCAUCAUCAUCAUGGCAACAUCUGAACCUGACACAUCACCACUCACAAAUGAAUCCUCCAGUGACCACUGCAAACCAGAAAAUUUCACAGAUCGGUUUGGAAUGCUUGAGCAAGGGAUUCUUGCAUUUCUUGCCUUUAGCUUUUUAAUAAUUAAAAGACUCAGAGAACCCAAGGGCGAGAGAAGGCCAUGGAAGAUAUGGUUCUUUGAUACCUCAAAGCAAGCUCUUGGUGCUGGCUUGAUUCAUGUUAUCAACAUUCUUUUGUCAAUGAUUUCCUUAAGAGGUGAUGCCUGUACUUGGUAUGUGAUAUACUUUUUACUGGACUCAACGGCUGGGCUCUUGUUCAUCUACUUACAAGUUAGAAUUGCCCAGAAGAUAGUGAUAAGGUGUGCAUGUAAAUCGUUGAUGUUCGGAGAGUAUGGAGAUCCUCCCAAAUACGAUGCUUGGAUUGGACAAUGCGGUGUCUUCAUAAUCAUUGUUAUCAUAGAAAAAAUUGGCAUUACUCUACUUACAACUAUUCCAUUCUGGACAAAGGUUGCUGAUGUGUUGUUGAGUCCUAUACAUAGUCCUAAAGUAGAAUUAACAUUGGUGAUGCUUGUCAUACCAUUUAUAGUCAAUACGAUAAUGUUCUGGGUGGUAGAUAACUUCUUAAUGGGGAAGAGGUCAAAGUUGAAAGGUUACGGCAAGGAGGGUCAUGGUUCAAAUGGGAAAGACAGGAGGCCAAGAGUGCAUUACUACCGGAGUGUGCCAGCAAAGUCAUCAGAUGGAUCCGAGUCAGAGGUUCUUGUAUCAUGUGACGAUGAUGACACAAGGUCGUCAAACGGAUCAUUAUUAGUCAGAGAUUCAGAAGAAGAGAGGUCGAGUAUGAAGAGAAUAAAAGAAAAUUAUUUAUAGGGAAUUAGGAUAUUGACUUCAAUGAUUUUUUAUAUUGCAUUGCAUUACUCAGAAAAGUGCUGAGAAAACAUAUGUAAAAUCUGAUUGAUAAUAAUAGGCAUUUAUAUGGUGCCAUCUAUCU
Molecule: messenger RNA, 1017 nt
Organism: Lytechinus variegatus (green sea urchin)
Lineage: Eukaryota; Metazoa; Echinodermata; Echinoidea; Temnopleuroida; Toxopneustidae
Gene: stimate
Product: store-operated calcium entry regulator STIMATE-like
Exons: 6
Coding region: 15-896 (293 amino acids)
Cellular component (GO): membrane
Source: RefSeq, a predicted model, not a curated record